Messenger RNA from Prosopis cineraria, 366 nucleotides. Its product is annotated as (+)-pulegone reductase-like. The record is from RefSeq and is a predicted model, not a curated record. Gene Ontology annotation, molecular function: 2-alkenal reductase [NAD(P)H] activity. NCBI's taxonomy places the organism in Eukaryota, Viridiplantae, Streptophyta, Magnoliopsida, Fabales, Fabaceae. The transcript has a single exon. Bases 1 to 366 code for a protein of 121 amino acids.
AUGGGUUUGAGAGACUUUAGGUACGACGACGGAUUCAACUACCACAAGGAAACAGAUUACAAUGCUUUUUUAAGUAGGCAUUUCCCAAACGGUAUAGAUUUGUACUUGGACAAUGUUGAAGGGAAGAUGCUUGAAGCUGUACUAAACCACGUGAACAAGUACGCACACAUUCCUCUCUCCGAAAUGGUAUCUCAAUACAAUAAGGUGUGGACAGAAAGAGAAGGGGUGAGGAAUCUAUUGAACAUGGUGGAUAAGGAAGUGAGGAUGGAAGGUUUCAUGGUUCUAUCUCAUUUGCAUCGUUUCGGAGAGUUUACUACAGCAAUGGAAGGAUACAUGAAACAAGGCAAAGGUGAAGUCCAAGAAUAA